AAGUGAAAUACAGAGUAUGGUUGACAAGUAUAUAUACAGGUAGGUGAGUGAGUGAGUCCCAAACAUUCCAUGUGGAGUGACAUCCCUUGGCUUUACAAACGGCAGAAAAUGGCGGCUACGGCAAUGUCAUUCACUUGGAAUUAGCACCCAGAAAAGUUGGCGUUGGAAAGAAAUCCAGACCCGGCUGAUGCUGAAAAUGGAUUGAUAUUAACGUCCUGUGAACAUUGGGUGUGUGUUUUGAGUCAUACUACGGCUGCUGAUGACGGGAAUUACCGCUUGAGGCGGCGCGGUUGGAUUUCCAGAAGCAAUACACGACAGUGUGGAGCUCAGUGAUUUCUUUUGGUAUGUCGAGCAUUCUCUGUUAUAGCUUCGAAUGGACGCUUCAUUUCAAGCCUGCAUCAUUCACAGCCAGAAUCGAUGUCGUCAGUUUUCCCUAAUGAUUUUUAAUGUUAUUUUAAGACAUUGAGGAAUUCCCCUGAGUAAUUCUAUAUGUCUCCGCUCGGUUGACAAUGUAAUCACGUGACAUACUGACGUUCAUCGGCAAAUGAACGACAGUCAGCUUGGCAGUGUUCAUCUAGGCGAGGUCACCCGCUACUGUUAAUAUUACGCAUGGAGUAUAUAUGUAAUGCUCCAUUCAACCUUUUCGUGGAUUGUCAGCCGAGUGUUACGGACGCGUGCACCAGAGAAUAGGCGCGUUGACUCACAAACAAGAGAAAAUUCCGGUCAGCAUUGGUCACAUCACAUAGGACAACGCAGGGCUAUAGGGUUAAUCCUGCAUUUCAAUAACUGAACAAUACCGACACAACUAUUUGUGAAGAAAUAAAGAUGGAAGUGGAACGAAGUCUGAAAAGACACAAAGAUCAUCCACAGGGAAAAUGGCGCUACUGUCUUGCCAUGCUUCUCUCGGUUGGCAUGUUUCUAGGGAGCUGUUUCCGAUCGAGUCUCGGCAUAACUAUAGUGUGUAUGAUUCGUCAUCCCCGCAGGAACAUGACCUAUGAUCAGGAUCUUGAAGGUGGGUUAUCAUUGAAAACAUUACCUAACGUGUCUACAAAUCAUGGUCAUGUAAACAACAGCUAUGAAUCCGGAACAGCAGACAGUUAUUGCCAUGCUGGGCAAUUUCUUAAUUGGAUUACCAAUGAUGAUGAUGAGUACGAGAUGGGAGAGUUUGAAUGGAGCAAACAAAUUCAAGGAAUUGUUCUUGGUGCAAUGUUUUGGGGUUACCUAUGCCUCCAAAUUCCCUGUGGGUUUCUAGCCGAACGAUUUGGUCCCAGAAAAGUCAUUGGUAUAGGGUUUAUUCUGUGUUCUGCAUCAACGUUGUUAUCACCCGUGGGUGCCCGCAAGAACGUCUACAUCCUGGUUGGUCUUAGGAUUCUAACUGGAGCAUUUGCGUCAGUGUUGUUCACAUCGCUUCCCGCUUUCUGGGUACAGUGGGCACCCAAAUCGGAAAUCUCGACUUUACAAAGUAUCGCAUUUACAGGUAGUGAAGUUGGAAAUGCUUUAGUCUUUCCACUGUCCGGGUUCCUGUGCAGAUCUGGCAUUGACGGUGGAUGGGCUUCAGUGUUUUAUGUUACAGGUGGUCUCGGGGUAGCAUGGUCUUUAUCAUGGAUGAUUCUAUCACGUGAUAAACCAUGCGAUCAACCAUGGAUUUCAGAGGAGGAAAAAACCUACAUAGAACAAAAUACCAAAUCACGGAUACGGGAAGAAAAGAAGAUACCAUGGGGUGAUAUGCUGAGGUCGAGGGCGACGUGGACGUUAAUCUGCACCCACACAUUGUACAACUACGCCUACUACAUGCUACAGCUUCAACUUCCAACUUACCUCAAUGAAGUCAUGCAUAUCGACAUUCAAUCGAGUGGUGUACUUGUUAUGUUGCCCUACCUUUGUAGUGGUCUCUUUGUAUUUCUGGCUGGCUGGCUGGCGGAUGCACUUAUAAAGAAGAAAUAUCUCUCACGUGACAACACAAGGAAGCUCAUGAACUCUCUAGCUUGCGCUGUACCGGCAGUCCUGAUGAUCACACUGGCAAAGCUCGACUGUAGAAGUCAGAUACCCGCAGUCGUAUUGCUCUGUGUAGCAGGGGCAUUGAGUGGACUUUCCUUCUCUGGAGGGUUUUUGGUGACCUUUGUAGAGAUCGCCCUUGCCCAUUCUGCAAUUCUCUUCGCCGUGUCUAACACCAUUGCCAGUAUACCAGGGAUAGUGGCGCCCUAUGUUGUGUCACUACUGACUCCUACAGGUUCCCAGAGUGAGUGGCAGUCUGCAUUCUACGUAGCAGCGGCUUUGCUGCUCAUGUCAACCAUUGUCUUCCUGUUUUCUACGACCACCCCACAACCCUGGGCUCUACCUCCUGUUGACGAUACAACCACAGUGGACAGUCUUACUGAGGAUCGCACUGAAGAUAAAUUAUAACCCUGGAGAAUCCUUUGAUAUUUCUGUAGUUACAGUAUAUUAGAUAUCUCCAAACGAUUUUGAAACCUGAACAACCAUCGUAGCAACAUCAAAGCAUUUGACUGGCACAGAAACCCUGUGCAGAAUAUUUAAUUAAAUUCAGUGAAACAGCACCUGCUCCGAUCACGAUUUCUAUUCAAACCUCAUCUUCUGGGAGCUUUGUUUAGGUUGAACCUAUAUUUAUUUUCCUGAUUAUACUAGAUAACUGCAAGUGUAUCCCAUCAUAUAAUUUCAUGGUUAUAAAUAACCCACUCAUCAUUUAUUCCAAUGUUCAUGCUUUCAAGUUCACUAUUUAUGUACUAUUUUUUAUAAUUUUAAACUUCAUAAGUUUUGAACUAAAAUGCUCAGAAAGAUGUGAACGAGUGAAAGACGUGGGAAGUCUGCAUUAUGAAACGAUGUUUUAGUCGCACUCACAAAUAUUCCAGAUAUAUGGCGGCGGAUUGUAAAGAAUCGAGUCUGGACCAGACAAUCCAGUGAUUGACAUGAUAGGCAGCGGUCUACGCAACUGGCAUAUGCGAGUCAAGUCAGCGAGCCUGGCCACCAGAUCCCGUUAGUCGUCUCUUACAAACAUGAGUUGCCGAAGACCACUUCUAACCCUUGUCUUCUCGGGACUGGACUGGAUGCACAGGACUCGACACGUUCUAACAGACUCAAUACUGAUACGAGGGAUGCUGAACAUCCGUUGUAAUAUUUGCAUUCAACUCGACGAUAGUCAAGUGGAUUUUGUUUUGUUUGUUUGUUGUUAAAGCGUUUAGUUUGUAAAUUUCACAAUCACAGAAUAUUAAAUGGUUUAUUUAUAUAA
Messenger RNA from Haliotis rufescens (red abalone), 3244 nucleotides. RefSeq lists its product as uncharacterized. The record is from RefSeq and is a predicted model, not a curated record. Gene Ontology annotation, biological process: monoatomic anion transport; transmembrane transport. NCBI's taxonomy places the organism in Eukaryota, Metazoa, Mollusca, Gastropoda, Lepetellida, Haliotidae. The transcript is spliced from 12 exons. Gene Ontology annotation, molecular function: transmembrane transporter activity. Bases 826 to 2403 code for a protein of 525 amino acids.